AUGGCCAACAGAAGGACAUAUCUGGUUCUGGGAGUUCUGCUGUUUGUAUGGGCCGAGUUGGGCACUAAAGGCCAAGAAGAAGAAGAGGAAGUGACCUGCAGGUUGCUGGGCAAAUUUGAUUUGAAUGGAUAUGUGGAUGCCAAAAACCAUUCCGUUGUUAUUGGAGGUCUGUUUCCUAUUCACUCCAGGACCAUCCCAGAAAAUGAGUCUAUUUUGGAGCCAGUGUCAGCCAAAUGUGAAGGGUUCAACUUUCGAGGAUUCCGCUGGAUGAAGACCAUGAUCCACACCAUCCAGGAGAUCAAUGAGAGGAAGGACAUUUUGCCCCAGCACACUCUGGGCUAUCAGAUCUUUGAUUCCUGUUUCACUGUGUCCAAAGCGAUGGAGUCAGCUUUGGUGUUCCUCACAGGGCAGGAAGAAAACAAACCCAACAUGAGAAACAGCACCGGCUCCUAUCUGGCGGGAAUUGUUGGAUCAGGAGGCUCAGCCCUAUCGAUUGCUGCGUCAAGACUUCUAGGGCUAUAUUAUGUACCUCAGGUGGGUUAUGCCUCUACCAGCUCAGUUCUUAGCGACAAAUACCAGUUUCCGAGUUAUUUUCGCAUAGUACCUAGUGAUAAUAUCCAGUCCCAGGCCAUGGUGAAACUUAUCCAGCAUUUUGGCUGGGUAUGGGUGGGCACUAUCGCAUCUGAUGAUGAUUAUGGAAAAUAUGGUGUUAAAGUUUUUAAGGAAAAUGUGGAGAGUGCCAACCUCUGUGUUGCAUUCUCUGAAACCAUCCCCAAAGUCUAUUCCAAUGAGAAAAUGCAAAAGGCUGUCAAUGCUAUUAAAGGCUCCUCUGCCAAAGUCAUCGUGCUGUAUGCCUCUGAUCUGGACCUCAGUCCCUUCGUGCUGGAGAUGGUGUACCACAACAUAACGGACAGGACUUGGAUAGCGAGCGAAGCAUGGAUCACCUCGGCCCUCUUGGCAAAGCCUGAAUACUUCCCCUAUUUUGGUGGAAGUAUUGGGUUUGCAGUGCCAAGAAGUGACAUCCCGGGGUUGAAAGAAUUUCUUUAUGACGUGCAUCCCAGCAAAGAUCCAAAUGAUGUCCUGACCAUCGAAUUCUGGCAGACAGCAUUUAACUGUACUUGGCCCAAUAGCAGUGUUCCUUACAAUCUGGACCACCGAGUGAAUAUGACUGGGAAAGCGGACCAACUGGAGGCCACAUCUGAUCGGUUGUGUACUGGAGAGGAGAGGCUGGAAGAUCUUAAAAAUACCUACCUGGAUGUGUCUCAGCUGAGAAUCACAAACAACGUCAGACAAGCUGUGUAUACUCUGGCUUAUGCCCUGGAUGAGCUCAGCAGAUGUGACAAAGAGAAUCCAAGAUGGCACUGUGCCUACAUACCUGCAUUUGAGCCCUGGCAGCUAUCCUACUAUAUGAGGAGAGUUAAGUUUACAGCUCAUGAUGGAAAGAAGAUAGAGCUUAAUGAUGAUGGAGAUUUGGAUGCUGGGCACUAUGAUAUUCUAAACUGGCAAACAGAUGAUAAUGGAGAAGUUGACUUUGUUAAGAUUGGAGAAUACAAUUUCAGAACCUCUAAAUUUGAAAUGGUUUUUGCAAAGAAGUCAACAAUAUUUUGGAACACUGAAUCAUCCAAGCUUCCCCAUUCAGUGUGUACCGAUGUGUGUCUUCCUGGGACCCGGAAAGGGAUUCGUCAAGGGGAGCCGAUCUGCUGCUUUGAUUGCAUCCCAUGUGCUGAUGGACAUGUGUCAGAGAAACCAGGUGAGAGGGAGUGCACGCAGUGUGGUGAGGACUACUGGUCUAAUGCAGACAGGAGCAAGUGUGUGCUCAAAGAGGUGGAAUUCCUGGCCUAUGACGAGGCCCUGGGCUUCACCCUGGUCAUCCUGUCCAUCCUCGGGGCCCUGGUGGCGCUGGCGGUCACUGUGGUCUAUGUGCUCUACAGGAACACUCCCCUGGUGCAGGCCAAUGACCGGGAGCUGAGCUUCCUCAUCCAGGUGGCGCUCCUCAUCAUCAUGCUGUCCUCUCUGAUCUUCAUCGGCAAGCCACACACCUGGUCCUGCAGGGCCCGCCAGGUCACUCUGGCCCUGAGCUUUACUCUUUGCCUCUCCUCCAUUCUGGGAAAGACCAUUUCACUCUUCCUGGCCUACAGAAUUUCUGCCUCCAAAACUCGGUUCCUCUCCAUGCGCCCCGUGUUUCGCAAGCUCAUCGUGUUGCUCUCCGUGCUGGUGGAGACUGGCAUAUGCAUUGCCUACUUGCUGAUGCGCCCCCCGAGGGUGUACAAGAACAUGGAGUCUCAGGUGAUCAAGAUCAUUCUGGAGUGCAACGAGGGUUCUAUCGAGUUUUUGUGCGUCGUCUUUGGGGUCGAUGUCUUGCUGGCCUUCCUGUGCUUUCUGAGCAGCUUCGUGGCUCGCCAGCUGCCAGAUAAUUAUUACGAAGGCAAAUGCAUCACUUUUGGCAUGCUGGCCUUCUUCAUCAUCUGGAUCUCUUUUGUGCCCGCCUACUUGAGCACCAAAGGCAAAUUCAAAGUGGCCGUGGAGAUCUUUGCCAUCCUGGCAUCCAGCUACGGUUUGUUGGGCUGUAUAUUUGCUCCCAAGUGCUUCAUCAUUUUGCUGAGGCCGAAGAGGAACACAGCCGAGACAGUUGGGGGAAGAGUGCCCACUGUAGAUAAGAGCAUCCAGCUGACAUCUGCAUCUGUGAGCAGUGAGCGGAAUGAGACUGCCGUGUCCACAGUUCUGGAUGACUAGCAUGGGCGGGACACCUGUCCUGCCAAGCCCCAGGGUGACUUGCUUCAAAACUCCCAAAGGUCAUCCUUUCUGUGCCUGCUGCUGCUGGGUCAUAUUGAGACCUGGGCGCUG
Messenger RNA from Dipodomys spectabilis (banner-tailed kangaroo rat), 2844 nucleotides. Its product is annotated as vomeronasal type-2 receptor 1-like. Gene Ontology annotation, biological process: G protein-coupled receptor signaling pathway. The transcript is spliced from 6 exons. Bases 1 to 2733 code for a protein of 910 amino acids. Gene Ontology annotation, cellular component: membrane. NCBI's taxonomy places the organism in Eukaryota, Metazoa, Chordata, Mammalia, Rodentia, Heteromyidae. The record is from RefSeq and is a predicted model, not a curated record. Gene Ontology annotation, molecular function: olfactory receptor activity; G protein-coupled receptor activity.